AUGGCUCAAGCAGGCGUGGAGGACGUCCGUGGUUCACAUCCACCACCAAGCAUUGACAUCAUAGACGUAUCUCGAACAGUCCAGUCCACUGAUCUGUUUACUCCGUACAGGGAGCCAAGAGUAACACUGCCUACUAUCGGAGAGUUCCAGCAAAACGCUCUUCCGUUCGGCGGUAAAUACUGGGGUGGACCCUUGACGGAGUACGGUGGGAUAGGCGACCUGUCAUUCCGUAGUCGACAGCGAGUGAGAGACUUAGAAGUUACACGAAGUCACAGGCAUUACAGAAGUGGAUUCAGUCAAUACCUGACGGAUAUUCAGCCGUAUCGACGAACAGAACUUCAUCUCAGCGAGUGUCGUCUCAAUGACCAAAUACUACCUGCUCCUUUACAAGCAGAUAUCAGCAGAUUGACCUGGCAGCGCGAGCACCCAUGGCCGGACAGCCGAGCGUACGGGACUCACCACUCUAUCUUCGAAGUUUUCCCGCCCGUCAAACCAGAACUUCCGCUAACAGAAAAAGAACCGCAUCAUAACUACAGAAGCCGAAAUGCGCAGCCGCUCGUGAAAGCAACACAGAAAGCGCUACUGGAGCUAAGCAGGAAACUCUACCAGUCUACACUCUACCAAGAUUCAUACCUCAAUUAUUGUAAACCGCGCCAAAACUCUAGCACGACAGCCUCACUAUUGCCACGACAACCGGGACAGCUUCAGCCACACCAACCUAAGGAUGACAUUUCAGAUACUAUUACGUCAUCUACCCCACUCGCGAAGUCAGACUCUUCAGAGAAAGACGAAGAGAAUGAAGAAGACGAAGAACAAACGGGUGAUCAAGAGGAAUGUCUUAGCGGGGACGAGGAGGAAAAUGAAGAGGAUGGCAAUGGGGAGGAGGGCGAGACCAAUGACGUCAGCUCCGAUGAAGUCACCACAGAUGACGACCCUCAAACCCCCGAGACCACUAUUCGUCACUUCGAGAUCACACCCAACAAACAAAUGACAGGCAUUGGGCCGUGUUGGCCUCCCGGCUCAAGCUACGUCAUCGAAAACAUCAAUGGGGCCCAGAUGUUGGAGCGAAGGGACAUCGUCUGUUGCCAUAGCAACGCCACGCCCUUGGGAGAGAAGAAGCAGCAACAGCUGAUGUCUGCAAGACGAAGACUAUCAAAACGAUAUGAGGAAAUCGUUGCUGGGAGUAAAAACACUGGGAGCUCAUCGUCCUUAGUUGCCAAUUUGAAGUCAAAAGACGCCAUCUUGAAACAGAAGUUGCAGCAAUUGCUGGUUCCUAACCCACUCAAUCAAACACAAGAGCCAACUUUACAGACCAAUCACAUCACCGCACCCCUGCCUGGUGCAGACCGUGACGUCACAACUGGAACUGCCUUAAGACUGCCAGCACUUCACAGCAGUCAGAAACUUGACUCCUAUUCUCCCUUUCUCAUCCCAACAAGCUACCACGACAGGCUAAGAAAACUGAACAGUUUACCCUGGUCACCGUACCACCGCGGCACAGACGUGCAAACAGAACCCACCAUUGAAAAGAGCCUCCUCGCACCACCAGGAGUGACGUGGAAGGGGAAAACCCAGCUAGUUCUUCCCCCAGCUCCGCUAGCUGACUGCCUGUCAUCAUCUGGAACCCGAGUUCCUCAUAAACUGGGGUUGAGAUACAAAAGUGAAGCUCACAAACGGUACCACCUAAUGCACCCGGACAUUGUACCAGAUCUGAGAACCAAAGAAGGGAAAAAAUACUUCUUUUGCGGUUUCCACUCCUCCGUUUUCAGAGGGUAG
Messenger RNA from Asterias rubens (European starfish), 1776 nucleotides. RefSeq names its product histone H3.v1-like. The coding region runs from base 1 to 1776 and encodes 591 amino acids. Gene Ontology annotation, cellular component: centrosome. NCBI's taxonomy places the organism in Eukaryota, Metazoa, Echinodermata, Asteroidea, Forcipulatida, Asteriidae. The record is from RefSeq and is a predicted model, not a curated record. The transcript is spliced from 8 exons.